Messenger RNA from Didymodactylos carnosus, 699 nucleotides. NCBI's taxonomy places the organism in Eukaryota, Metazoa, Rotifera, Eurotatoria, Philodinida, Philodinidae. The record is from the annotation of a GenBank genome assembly.
AUGUUCUGGCAUGUUGAUGAUGAUCAUUUAAUUAAAGUCACACUAUUAGAACUAUGGCUCAAAUUUCUAAUUGAAGUACUAGAAAAACGCUACUGCUCACAUUAUUUCAUUAAAAAUUUAAAUAUUUUGCAAGACUAUAGUGACAGUUUAAUCGUAACAGUUCUUGAAGCACUAUUAACAAUCGAUAUUAAUCAAGUUUUAAGUUUGAUCAGUUAUGAGACACAUAUGCUAUUUCACAGUAUAAACAUUCACGACCAAUUUAUUAGUAAGUUACAGUCUGUAUUCAAAAGAUAUCCAAAAGUAGCUAACAAAGUAUCAAAAGCAUUUUUAGAAAUUGUAGCAAAAAUAUUCUAUGAGGAGAAUUGUUUCAUAAAUAAUGAUGACAAUGAUUUAUUGUCGAAGACAGCGUUUCAACAUGAAAUUGAAGAAGUUCUCUGUUUACUUGUCGUAGUCGAACGACAUGAUAAAACGUUUUGGCAAAAAUGGAAACGUUUAUUUAUUGAUUUUAGUCGAGAUGAUAUUUCUCUUUUACCAACAAAAACAACGCUCAAACCAGCACAACUCGCUUUAUACAUGAGGGAAAGUGUAUAUUCACAUGGACCAUAUUUAAAUCGUAUACUAACACGUAUCCAUUUCCUAGAACCAUUUUUUGAAUGCUAUAAUCAGCUGCUACCAUUAAGAGGCAAUGGUCUUAUUUAA